Messenger RNA from Capsaspora owczarzaki ATCC 30864, 969 nucleotides. RefSeq lists its product as hypothetical. The record is from RefSeq and is a predicted model, not a curated record. Lineage: Eukaryota; Filasterea; Ministeriida; Capsasporidae. Gene Ontology annotation, molecular function: double-stranded RNA binding; ribonuclease III activity. The transcript is spliced from 5 exons. The coding region runs from base 1 to 969 and encodes 322 amino acids. Gene Ontology annotation, biological process: RNA processing.
AUGCUCGCCUCGACGCUUUGCCAUCGCCUCGUUUCAGCUGCUGCUCCUGCACGUGGCGCAGUGCUGCCGGUCGCACGCAUGACCUCGCUCGCCACACCCGCAUCAUCAGCAUCAGCAUCAUCAGAAUCCGCCGACGGCGUCCAUGCGUUCCACCAACGCGCACCGAUCGACCACUCACAAGAGAACGAACACAAGCGAGUGGCGGCGAUCGCACGCGGACAGCCCAUCCAUGCAGAGAUUGCCGCGCUCGCUGGCAGGCUCAACCUCAAGGCCGAUGGUGCACAGACCCUCGCUGCGCUCAAGCGUGCUCUCAUGUCCAACGACAAGUGGCAAAGCCCGUCUCAGCGCAUGUCGGCGCUUGGCCAAGGAUACUUCCAUGCCCUGUUUGCCGAGCAUGUCUUUCAACGAUUUCCCCGCUUGCCAGGACCGGCUCUCCAGUCCAUCACUGAGAGUGUAAUGGAUGCCCCGAGCAUCUCGCAGUACGCCCGUGCCUUCGGUCUGCACCAAUUUGCUCAGUCCGACCUGCUGCUCCGCUCCUCCUUCUUUGCAGUCAUUGCCGCGAUUGUCGAAGUGAAGGGCAUUGCUGGCGUUCGACAGAUUGUCGACGAUGUCGCCCAAAAGGAGUUUGCCGCCGCACGACCCGCCGAUAGUAUAUUGAUUACCAACCCUCAACGCCUCCUCCAGUCGUGCCUGGAGGAUGCCAACCAGGAACCUCUGACAUUCAAGCUACACAAGGAGGCUGGUCGCACCACUGCCACACCCACGUUCGUUGUUGGCGCCUACUCUGGCUCGCAACUUCUUGCUGAAGGCACUGCUGCGUCCAUGUCGAAGGCCAAGCGUGAAGCCUCCCGUAACUCGCUCACAAAGCACUAUGCCGAGCAAAGCCAGGCGUUUGUGCAGUACAUUCAAUCUGCAACGGAUGUGGAAGUCGCCGAUGCACCUCAACAAGGCGAGCGACCAACCUGGUGA